Molecule: messenger RNA, 1668 nt
Organism: Sardina pilchardus (European sardine)
Lineage: Eukaryota; Metazoa; Chordata; Actinopteri; Clupeiformes; Clupeidae
Gene: rac2
Product: Rac family small GTPase 2
Exons: 6
Coding region: 129-707 (192 amino acids)
Biological process (GO): regulation of cell shape; regulation of actin cytoskeleton organization; engulfment of apoptotic cell
Cellular component (GO): cell projection; cytoplasmic vesicle; cytoskeleton
Molecular function (GO): GTP binding; protein kinase binding; GTPase activity
Source: RefSeq, a predicted model, not a curated record
GAGCGAGGGUGUGUGAGGGGGAGGGAACGGUGGUAGCAGAACUCAGUCAAAACUGAUUUCCUGUAUCUCACAAUAGUUUCUACCAAGUUGUCAAUAGCUGUGCCUUGCCGAGGUGUUUUUCAAGAAAAAUGCAAGCUAUUAAAUGUGUGGUGGUUGGAGAUGGUGCCGUGGGGAAAACCUGCCUGCUCAUCAGCUACACCACCAAUGCUUUCCCAGGAGAGUACAUCCCCACUGUAUUUGACAACUACUCUGCGAAUGUUAUGGUGGACAGCAAGCCGGUGAACCUGGGACUAUGGGAUACAGCAGGACAGGAGGACUACGACAGACUGAGGCCCCUAUCUUACCCACAGACCGACGUGUUUCUCAUCUGCUUCUCCCUGGUCAGUCCAGCCUCGUUUGAGAACGUCAGAGCCAAGUGGUACCCAGAGGUGCGGCAUCACUGCCCUUCCACGCCCAUCAUCCUGGUUGGCACCAAGCUGGAUUUGAGAGACGAGAAGGACACCAUCGAAAAGCUCAAGGAGAAGAAGCUUUCGCCCAUUACUUACCCACAAGGCCUUGCGCUGGCCAAAGAGAUCGAUUCGGUGAAGUACCUGGAGUGUUCUGCCCUGACCCAGCGCGGGUUAAAGACGGUGUUCGAUGAGGCCAUCCGUGCUGUGCUGUGCCCCCAGCCCACCAAGAUCAAGAAGAAAGGCUGCCUGCUGCUCUGAGCAACCGCCGAGAGGAGUCGGAUGAACAACAGAUAUGGAGGAAGAUGAGGGAUGAGAGAGAUAGAAGAGUGAGAGAGAGAGAGAGAGAAUUUGUAACAGGAAAAUGGGGAAGGGAGUCGGGGGAAUGGGCAGAGGGAAAGAGAAAGAUAAGAGAGAGUAAAAGCAAAGGUACUUAUUUUGUUUGGUAUAUAUUGCUUCAGAACCUUUUCCUUUAAAUUUACUGAUUUACGUUUAAGAGCUGGAGAGCUGUAUUCAUGUGUGUUAUGGUCCGUAUUGAGCUCAAUAUUACCAGGUCUCAUGUUACAGAGAUCUUAUCAUGUCAAUCUUGAAUGUGUCCACAAUGUCACAUCAUUACAAAGAAGAGCCCUGUGCCUAAUGUUUUUUUUUUUUGGAGGGGGUGUGAAUCUUCUAUGGCUAACGUCACUAGAAUCAUUUGUUCAGCGGUACUUUGCUAAUGGGUUACUUUUCAGAAAGACUGAAAUAUAAAUAGUUGCAAGAUGAUCAAAUUAUGAACAGUUAUUAUUAUUACUAUUAUUAUUAUUAUUAUCAUCAUUAUAAACAAUGAAAGAAUGGAAAUACACACGGAAUCUAAUAAACAUAGUAUGACCAUUAACUAACUGACUCCUCUAUAUUUGGACAUGUGAAUAUUGCACAACAGUUACUUUCCUGUUGUCCUAUUCAGUCAUAAUCAUAGUUAGCCAGAAUCUAUUCAAUGGAAGCUUCACUUCAAACUGAUUUUCCCUACGUUCCCUCCAUCCCUAACCACCACGAGUUUGACUCUAGUCCAGCUGUCCAGGGAAUAGGCUCUGCCCCUGCCGUCUUAUUCCGGCAGGAUGUGCAAGGGUCUGCAGCAUGCUCAGCGACCUGGACCGAGGACCGUGCCUAUAUGCCAAAGACUUUCUCAUUGUUGCUUAUGUCUUUUGUAAAUCCUUUGAUGGAUUAAAACAUGUGUUGACUUUCA